This is a messenger RNA of Prosopis cineraria, 833 nucleotides long. Its product is annotated as superoxide dismutase [Cu-Zn]. Gene Ontology annotation, biological process: removal of superoxide radicals. Lineage: Eukaryota; Viridiplantae; Streptophyta; Magnoliopsida; Fabales; Fabaceae. The record is from RefSeq and is a predicted model, not a curated record. Gene Ontology annotation, molecular function: copper ion binding; superoxide dismutase activity. The transcript has 8 exons. Bases 145 to 603 code for a protein of 152 amino acids.
CUGGUCACACUCGUCCACUAUAUAACAAGCACGCCCCUCUUUGUCAGAUCCUGCUUCUAGAUUGUUCCUUGACUGUUCUGUGCUCCACGUCUCCCAUUCUUUCCGGUUCUUCAUUUUAGGGGUGGACUGAGAUCACAUAAAACGAUGGUAAAGGCUGUGGCAGUUCUUAGCAGCGGUGAGGGUGUCACUGGAACUAUUAACUUCAGCCAGGAAGGGGGUGGUCCGACCACUGUAACUGGAAGUCUUGCUGGCCUGAAGCCUGGGCUUCAUGGAUUCCAUGUCCAUGCUCUUGGUGACACCACAAAUGGCUGCAUGUCAACUGGACCACACUUUAAUCCUGCUGGCAAGGAGCACGGUGCCCCUGAAGACGAGAACCGUCACGCUGGUGAUCUGGGAAAUGUUAAUGUUGGUGAUGAUGGAACUGUAAGCUUCACCAUUACUGACAAUCAGAUUCCUCUUAGCGGACCAAAUUCCAUCAUUGGAAGAGCUGUUGUUGUUCAUGCAGAUCCUGAUGAUCUUGGGAAAGGUGGCCAUGAGCUUAGCAAAUCUACCGGAAAUGCUGGUGGCAGGGUAGCUUGUGGUAUCAUUGGACUGCAAGGAUGAACUACCUCUCCGCUCCUGGUUGACAUGAAAUAGGAUGUAUGCGUAUGAUGCUUUGGAACUCUCAACUCUCAAGCAAUAAACUUUUGGAAUCUGAAGUGUGUUAUGCUCCUGUGUAGAUCUAAUGCUUGGUCAAACUGUUACUUUUGACGCUCUGAGUUUUGGUUCGUUGGCUUGUGGCAUGAUAUAUGAUGCAUCUUCUGGAGGAAUAAAAAACGGGAUAUUUAUAAUUA